UUUGUGCCUUCCCUCUAUCCCCAACUAGCGCAAUAAAACAGGUCUCUCCAGCCGCCCGCCGCGAAUUCCCACGAUCUGAUCGACCAGUCCGUCAGCCUCCCCUUCGCUCUUUCCUCUCAGCGGUGACAGUUACUACGCUUAGCCUACUUUUUUGGGUGCCCGUCGUGUUAUUUUUACGCAAUACGAUACUCUUGCAGAGUCGAGCUACUGGCACGAACAACAGCCUUUGCGAAGCCUCGCCCUAUUUCUGUGAGGCGAAGUAGGCCUAGCGAAGUAAAGUAAGUAGCAAGGCUAACUCCAAUAUCAGGAGAGUCGUAAACUAAAGACAGCGCCCUCUCGUGAAAGACGGAAGUGCCCGUAUGUAUGUAGUAGUGUCCUAGUAGUAAAAAAUGGCGUCCUGCCUGUUGCUCUCCCAAAAAUAAACGGCAACGGCGUCACCGUUUUGAAGUUGGGUCGUAGCUGACACAGAAUCACCACCAUGUUUGGGAAAAAGAAAAAGAAGCCCCAGGUUGAAAUUUCUCAACCGUCGAAUUUCCAACACAGAGUCCAUACAGGCUUUGACUGGGAGAAUGGAGUGUUUGUGGGUCUGCCAGCACAGUGGGCCAGUAUCAUUGAAAGUAGUAAAGGGAGAAGGAGGCCAAUUGUGGACCCAUCUACAAUUACUGUGACUGAUAUUGAACCAUUGAAGACCAUAAUCAGAGGCCAACAGAAUGGGCAUCCUCAAGGCAUCAGUGUGGCGAGGUCAAAUUCACUGCGCCGUGAAAGCCCACCUCCCUAUCGCCGACGGCCGCCUGGCAACGAUUACCCAGCAGUACCCGAGGACGAGAUGAUGCAAAAUGUACCGAGAGGUGAUUAUAACAGACAAGGUCAAGGCUACCCUCCGCACCAUCCCCAGCAGCAGCAACAUCAACAACAGCAUCACCAGUACCCACAACAGCAAGGACCACAUGGGGGCCACCGGGACCACCAAGAUUAUGGAGGUGAUUAUCCACCGCACCAGCGGGACCCACACCAGUCGCGCUACCCUCCCCACCACCCGCACCCACAGCAGGAGCAAGUGGACCCGAGAGCCCGGGGCGGCAACAACAAUUACUACGACAGCUACAACGACAACAUGGACUAUCGCCGCAAUGAUAACGGUCAAGGUACCUUGGAGAAGAGGCCGGUAGGGCACCCCGACUACGACCGGAGGGUGAACAACUCGUACGACAGCUACAACCGCGGUGAUGGUUCUUUCGAACGCGGCGGACCUCAGCCCUCGCGACACAGUCAUUACGACGACCGGUCCAUGCCGCCGCAGGGCAACAACGACCAGUACCGACACAUGGCCAACGGCGCUCCUCAGUCGGGCUCACCUCGCCACCAAAGCAUCCCCCCUGCCCAGCAGGAUCACCCCAACUAUGCAAGCAUUUCCCGAUCACCUGCCGCUCUGCAAUAUGAGAGGUCUCGAGGAGAAGCCCCUCACGGCCAGCACCAAGGGGGACCGGGGGCCCAGGGCUAUCCUCCUCACCAUCCUCACCACCAGCAACCGCCUCAGCCCAGCCCUCGACAGAGCCCCAUGUCUAGUCCUCCCCACUCCCCGAGCCGUGGAGGCCCCUACCCCCAACAGCCUUCCCCGUCCCCCAGGUCCCCUAACAGAACACAGCCACCGCAGGGGCAGGGCCCAGAGCAGCAGCGUUUGUCGCAUGAAGAGUUCCGACGCACGCUGCAGUAUGUGGUGAACCCUGGCGACCCCAGGUACUUCCUGGAGAACUUCAUGAAGAUCGGCGAGGGCUCCACGGGCAUCGUGUGUACUGCCAUGGACCAAUCACGGGGCAAGCUGGUGGCCGUGAAAAAGAUGGAUCUGAGGAGGCAACAGAGGAGAGAACUCUUGUUCAAUGAGGUGGUGGUGAUGCGCGACUACCACCACCCAAACAUCGUGGAGAUGUACAACAGUUACCUGGUGAACGACGAGCUGUGGGUGGUCAUGGAGUUCAUGGAGGGUGGCGCCCUCACGGACAUUGUCACACACAGCAGAAUGGAUGAGGUUCAGAUAGCCACGGUGUGUAAGGCGUGCCUCAAGGCUCUGGCUUUCCUCCACUCACACGGCGUCAUACACAGAGACAUCAAGUCUGACUCCAUCCUCCUCUCUCACGACGGCAAGGUGAAGCUGUCAGACUUUGGUUUCUGUGCCCAAGUGACUCCUGACCUGCCCAAGCGUAAGUCAUUGGUGGGAACCCCGUACUGGAUGGCCCCUGAGGUCAUCUCCAGGUUGCCCUAUGGACCAGAGGUGGACAUCUGGUCCCUGGGCAUUAUGGUGAUAGAAAUGAUUGAUGGAGAGCCACCCUUCUUCAAUGAGCCACCCUUGCAGGCCAUGCGACGGAUUCGAGACAUGCCUCCACCCAAGCUGAAGAACACUCACAGGGUAUCUCCAAGAUUACAAGGCUUCCUUGACCGAAUGCUGGUGCGGGACCACGCCCAGCGAGCGACGGCAGCUGAGCUGAUGCAGCACCCAUUCCUGCGUGAGGCAGGCCCACCAUCCUGCCUUGUGUCCCUCAUGAGAACCACGCGGCACAGUCCGUGCUAGAUGUUGUAAACGCACACAAAAUGUUGCUCACCACGGACUCGACACAUGCACACUGACUGACAGGAUCACCGCCCAUACAGCACUGAGGCAGACUUGUGUUAACUGAAGACUUGACGCCUACCGCCAUUUCAGACUUUACGGGCAGGGCAGGUUAGGGUGGAUUAUACAGGGUGGGUAAGAACUAUCCGUGCUCUGCCCCGAAUUGUUCACUGCUGUUGAGUAAAGUUGUUGUGCUGAGUAUAUAGGCCCGCAAAGCACAAUCGUUUCAAAGCUUCAGUCACACACUACCAUUUGCAUCUUUGCCACCUGAUGAGGACUUCCUUCUCAAGCAAGACCUCGUACUGAAAUUAAAAAGAAUGAGUGAUAACAGGGAACCCCUGUUUUGUGCCUCGCUGUCGUAGAAUUCAAGACAGCGCAAUGUUACAAACUUUGUGUUCUGGUACGACUGACAUCACAGUUCAUAGUUCGCUGUUUUGGCAUUAUGUUACCCCAUUAUUUUGGAAUAUAGAAGAGGAAGUUUCGCACAUCUUACUCUCAACAAAAGUGGCGCCCAGUCGUAUAACUGAGGCUUGAUUAUGCACACUUCAGACUCCUUUGUUUAUUGGAUACACAAAGGUGAAGCAUUUGUGGCUAGUGGUGGUUUGUGUGUGUGAAAGAUCCACCGACUGGGACGUGCGUGUGUCUCUGAUGUCUUAUCUCCUCUUGAGACUUCCAUCAGACGAGGACUGCUGCAUCGACACACGUACGAGCAAGCACGCACACGCUGUGAUUUUGGUCAUUUCGUCUUAAUUGCAAAGAUGCAGUAGAUUUUACUACAACGUGGAGGUUGAUACCAAUGCUCAGUAUAUGUACUUAUUCCUGAAGGGGCGUGUGUUGUUUUCGUAAUCAUUAUUGAUUAUUGUGUCGCAGUUAGCAAGGAAGCCCUGUGUAUGUUAGUUUACUUUUAUAUACAAUAAUGUAAUGACUGUGCACAGUGAGUAGGCCAAGUAAUCAUUUUAUAUGUAACUUUCGGCAUCGCAAGCCAGUGAAACCUCUGUACGUGUUUGUGUGAGCUUGGAUGCUUAUUUGUAGAAAUUGCCAGAAAGUAAGUCUGUAGCACUCCUGCUUUUUCAGUCUUGAUACACUGUGUGGACCGUAAAUUCUGAGGCAUAGAUGCAGAUGCUCUGGUUCCACUGGUCAUGGAGAUCAUCCAACUGAUGAGUUUUGUUUUACUCUCCGAAAGAUCAUCACCACACCACACAGCGGCUUCACUUUGUUGCCAAGUUAUUUUUCUUUCACUUUAUUUUGUAGACUGGUCUAAAUGUCUUGGUGAAUGCCAACUGGGCACAGAUUAUGCAAAGUUCUUCUCUGCAGAAAAUAAAUGAUAAACUGAAGAUUGUCAAACUCAAAGGUAGAGGGGAGUAACCAAACAAUUGAAAAAGAGAUCGACCAGGCUAAUUUUGGCAUUGAUGGUAUGAAAUUGAUAUAAAUAAAACCCACCCUUUUCUAAAAAGAGGUGUCGGUGGUUAGUGUGUACACCUAAAUGUAUGUUACUUUUUUUUAUCAAGAUUUCAAGGCUUCUGCAAGUGUUAAUUUUAACCUGUUUUUUUGUUUGGUUUUCACCAAAAAAUAGCAUGAUUUAUUGUCAUGUAUGCUGGGGUAUGUAAAUACCAAUAACUAGUGGUUGUAUAGAUUUUUUUUUUUCAAGGUUUAUUUAUUUAUGGCAAGAAUAGCUACAAUAUAUAACUUUCCUCUGUGAAGUACAUCUACUACUGUAUCUGUUGGUUGUGACACCGUUUAUUUACUAUAAAGUGUUGUGUGUGAGCAAUUAGAGAUUUGGCCUAGGCAUGUUGGCAUGUACCAAAACUAUGUUGGAGGGAGAGACUUUUGAGCUGGUGGGAGGGGGGGGGGUAAAUUAACUAUUUUUGUUAAAGACAUUUGAAUUUAUUGCUUAGAUGUAAUGAAAUUCAUCUAAAAAAAAAAGUAUUUAUUCAUCUCCAGAUGAAAAUCUUAACUCGCUGUUCUCAGACAGUAGUUGGCACAGAAUGAUAAAGGAAGAACACAAUAUUGUCAUGCUGUUGCUUCAAAAGUCACGGCAUUGAUGUUGCCCUUAUCAAGUGGAAUUUUUGGUGCUGAGUCAUGUGGAAACUCUAAUAAUUGUUUGUGUCUGUAGAAUGGAAAACCAGUAUAGGUCAGUAUUUUGAGAUUUUUUGUUUUUUUUGGGGUUGUUUUUUUUUUUAAAGGAUAGGAGGGGUCGGUCAAGAACCUCAAUGUUGUGGAAAAGAUCUUAAUUUUUCUGUUUAUAAUUUUACAUUGUUUUGUUUUGAUUCUGUUUUUAAUGAAAUGUUCACCAGUUUUGUUCAGAUGAAAUUUGUACAUUAUAUUUUUACUCUGUUG
This is a messenger RNA of Aplysia californica (California sea hare), 4942 nucleotides long. Its product is annotated as serine/threonine-protein kinase PAK 5. Bases 479 to 2566 code for a protein of 695 amino acids. Lineage: Eukaryota; Metazoa; Mollusca; Gastropoda; Aplysiida; Aplysiidae. The record is from RefSeq and is a predicted model, not a curated record. Gene Ontology annotation, cellular component: cytoplasm. Gene Ontology annotation, biological process: protein phosphorylation; regulation of MAPK cascade; intracellular signal transduction. The transcript has 10 exons. Gene Ontology annotation, molecular function: protein serine/threonine kinase activity; ATP binding.